Molecule: messenger RNA, 909 nt
Organism: Schistosoma spindalis
Lineage: Eukaryota; Metazoa; Platyhelminthes; Trematoda; Strigeidida; Schistosomatidae
Source: the annotation of a GenBank genome assembly
AUGAUUACUCUAACUGAUAUUCAGAAAACAGGUACACAAAAUGUCUCGAUAAAUAAUUCGGUGAAUAUUAACAAUUCCGUGGUAUUCAUUAUUAAUCCAGAAAAAGUAGAACUUCAACCUGGUUUAAUUGCCUUAGUAUCACUGAUGGCCUUAAUACUAUUAAUAAUGACUGCUAUACUAUUAUUACCUAAAUCAAUUCAAGAUAACGUUUUUCAACUUGUAUUACAUCAGACACCAGAUCAAACUUUUAAUUAUAUUGAUGUAGGUCUGUACAAAACUAGACAUUCCAUAUAUCGUAAAGAAGUUUAUUCAUUAGCUAUGCAAGGUAAUCAAUCUAAAAAGAAAUUUGAAGCACAUACAUUACUCAGUAGUAAUAAUAAUAUCAAUUCAAGUAGAUCCAAACAUAGCAAACAAUCAAAACCUAUCAUUUCAUCAGUUUCAGUUUCAGAAGAUUACGAUAGACCUAAUCAGUGUUCGUCUUCAAGUUUAACAAGUAAAUACUUAUUUCCUUUGGAUGAUCGUCAUCGUCAUAAUCAAAGUUCUCAAAUGAAAAACACAAAAUCAGUAAUGUUUACUGAAAAUUGCUGCUCUGAUGUUAAUGAUAAUGAUGAAAGCAGUUGUACAAAUUAUCAUGAAAAUAGUGAUAUUAAUAUUUUUGCUAGCAGUCGAUGUAAUUCAACUCCAAAUGUAAUAAAUGAUACCUCUGUUUAUAAUUCAAUGAACAUAACAGCUUCUUUAUCUCAUAUAAGAUAUUCUCUGCCUUCAUGUUUUACUCAAAGUAAUCAAAGCAUCAAUUCUUCAAGGUCACUUACGUCAGUAGCAAUUUCACCUAAUUUAAAACAGAUAUUACCAUUCAAUAAACGUGUACGGCUUCAACUUUCAGAUACUUUUAUUAAUGGAUUUAAGUAG